Messenger RNA from Spodoptera exigua (beet armyworm), 1928 nucleotides. The record is from the annotation of a GenBank genome assembly. NCBI's taxonomy places the organism in Eukaryota, Metazoa, Arthropoda, Insecta, Lepidoptera, Noctuidae.
CUGUAAACGUUCCUUUGUCAAGAGAUUCAAGAGUAAUGUCAAUGUCACUUUGAUCAACAUCAAACUUCUAAGUUAUCAAACGUCAAACGUCGUCAGUCUGUCAGUCAUCCAUCAUUUGAAUGAGUAGCGCAUUCAGUCCAUUGGUUAUUGUCGUAUUUAAAAUAAUUUAUUUGUAAUUUCCGGGCUUAAGUUUUGCUGUUAAUCCAGGCAAAUAAUUAACUUAGAAGUAAUUGUAUUAAAUACUAAACCAAUCAUAAUGCACGGUCGAGUAAAAGUACGUACUACAGAGGAGGAACGGGCAAGAAAAGAGAAAGAACGCCAAGAAAAGCUUAAAAUUUAUAAACAUGCGAUGCAACAAAUUUUUCAUAAGAGAAAAGAAGGAGAACUGGAUAAGAACCUGUUAGAAUUGACUGGAAAAGUUUUAUCUUCAAAUCCAGAUAUUUAUACACUAUGGAACAUAAGAAGGGAAAUUCUUAUAAUUUUGAAAAAAAGUGAUGAAAGUGAAGAAGAGUUGUCGCAGUUGUAUGAUGCUGAGCUUCAGUUAACUGAGUAUUGUCUGAAGAUAAACCCAAAAUCUUACUGUGCAUGGCAUCAAAGAGAAUGGGUGCUCACAACUAGAGCUAAUCCCAACUGGGAGAAGGAGCUGUCACUUUGUAAUAUGUACCUAAAGUUAGAUGAAAGAAAUUUCCAUACAUGGGACUACAGAAGGUUUGUUGUCAGCCAAUGCAAGCCGCCACUGAAGGAUGAAUUUGAUUUUACAACUGAUAAACUAAUGGACAACUUCUCCAAUUAUUCUGCCUGGCAUUAUAGAAGUAAAAUGCUUGUGGAACUUUACCCUGAUGUAGAAGGUGGGCGUCCUAUUGAGGAUAGCCAUCACAAACAUGAGUUGAAAAUGGUGCAGAGUGCAGCAUUUACUGAUCCCGAUGACACUAGUGCAUGGUUUUAUCAAAGAUGGCUGCUUGGUGCAGUCAAAACAAACAUAGAGGUUGCAGUUUAUACAGUAUCGCCAUUGAAAACAACAGUAGCAUUUAGUAAACCAGUGGAUGAAUCUUAUGUUGCCACCAAGAUCCGAUUAUUUAUCAACAAUGAGUUAGUAAAUGGUAAAUGGCAGUCUUGUUCAGGGAAUCAAUAUGAUGUUCUGUGGAUUUUCAAACAUAAUACUGAGGUCACAGACAGUUUAGAUGUGAAGAUGGAGUAUGACAAUGAAAAUGGAGAUGUUCAGAAUAUUCCUAGUGUUAAACGAAAUGGUAACACCUAUAUUGGUAAAGGAGAAAUCGAUUUCCAAAGGAAAUAUUCAAAACCAGUUAUUGAAGAACUGAUUAAUCAAUUGGAUUCUUGUCGCCAAUUGUUGGCAAUGGAGCCUGAUAAUAAAUGGACUCUUCUUACAACUACAGUUUUUCUACAUUGUAUUGAUGCAAAGCAAUAUCACAAGGAAAGUAUUGAUAACCUACAUACAUUGAAAAGUAUAGACAAUUUGAGAGCUGGAUACUAUGAUGAUUUGAUCACUAAAUGGAGUUUGGAAGAUCAACUCAUAAUGGACUACAAAAAUGAUUCUUUGGAUUUCAAAAUAAAGUUCGAUGAUAAAAUCACGAGUUUACCUCACUUGCAGUACUACAGUCACUGUGAAAAUGUUGAUCUAUCUAAUCAGAACUUAUCGUCUAAUGUAUUAGCUUCAUUAGAAUUGCUUCAAAAUUGUAAGAAACUUUCGCUGGCAAACAAUAGUCUUACAACUUUGCAGAGAUUCCCUAAUCUAAAUCUAGAGGAAUUAAUUUUAACAGGAAACAAAGAUUUAGAUCAAGAGGAGUUAGAAGCGUUCAAGAAAAAUUGUGAUUAUUCCAUAAUAUUCUGAAGUAUAUGUUGAAACUGCAUGGUGGUAAAUAUAAUAAUAAAUUUAUACACAGUGAAAUUUAUAAUAUAAAUCUUAUACU